Molecule: messenger RNA, 1461 nt
Organism: Microplitis mediator
Lineage: Eukaryota; Metazoa; Arthropoda; Insecta; Hymenoptera; Braconidae
Exons: 7
Coding region: 118-1461 (447 amino acids)
Molecular function (GO): protein binding
Source: RefSeq, a predicted model, not a curated record
CAUACAAUUUCUUAAUACCAAAGGAAAAGGACAAAAAAAAAUAAAUUAUCAAGUUGGAUCAUUAAAAGCUUAUUGUUUUUGAGCCGCAUAUUAUUUUUUUCUUAAAUUUGUUUAGUAAUGGAUAAGACGUUACCUUUUCAUUUACAAAAAUCAAUAUUAGAUCAUAUUAAAAAUCCGAUUAUUCUUUUAAAAUUCGAAAGAGUUCAUAAAAUUUGGUAUAAUAUUAUUCACCAUCGUAUUUCACAGUCUGACCAAUGGCGGGAAAUUUGUUUAAAAUAUAUUCCAUCAAAUUUAAUAUGUACUAUUAUGACAAGAUCAUUUCCAAGACUUUCGAUUGCAAAUUUCAAAGAAAUUUCGAACAGUAACAUUUGGUAUUGUACAUUUCGCUCUUACAAAAGAUGGUUGCUAAAAUGGAAGUUUCAAAUUAGUCACGAAACGAUUGAUAAUUUCUCUAAAAAACUUUUUCAACGAGAAGAAAUAACUUGCACUGCUAUUUGGGAUAAGUAUUUUGCUGUGGGAACUACCAAAGCUUUUGUACAUUUGUUUAACAUCGAUGAUUUGAGCGAACCAUUUCUUACAAUUAAUAAUGAACAAUAUUUAUUGCAAAUUACAUUUUGGUGUCCUAGUAAGAAUUCUGAGGAAUUAAUUUUGGUUACAAGAUCUUCAGAAAAAAAAAUCCAAUUUUGGAAUUCAUCGAAUGGAACAAAUAUUCCAACUGAUCAUGAUUAUAAAGCGAAAUUUUUUUGUGUGGGUACAAUGAAUAAUUUUUUUGGUGAAUAUCAUGAUGUUAUCACUGAAUAUAAAAGAACUUCAGAAAACGUAACUUCCAAAAGAAAUAUUCAUUUAAAUACUACAGCUGAUGAUGUUUUUUUUGUAUUGUUUUCCCAAGAAGAAAAACUAUUGAAAUUAUUAUUAGAUUCAUUGAGUAUUUACUUGUAUGAGAUAAAAGUUCCAUCUGAUGAUGAAGAAUCCCUACAAAUAAUGCAUAGAAGAAAAUCGAUUAUAUCAAACAUCAUUUAUCCCAGAAAUAACUUUUAUUAUAAUUUACUCAGUCUAGGAAACAAACAAAUUACGAAAUUUUUUUUAAGAAAAAAUAGACUUUAUUAUUUAGCUGAAGAUAUAGCAGUUUUAGUUUCAGAAAAUAAUCAAAGUAUUUUAAUUCAUGAAGAAUCCAAAAAAUGGAAAGAAUAUAAUCCUUUUGAAAAAUUUACUGGAAUAAUAACAUCAGCAGUUUUGCAUGGAAAAACUUUCAUCUUCGGCUUCCAUACGGGUGAAGUACAAAUAUAUGCUUUGAAAAACAUCGAACAGUUGAAAUUAUCUCAACUAAAUCCAGAUUCGUCAAUAAAACAUCAAUUCAUGAAAAACGAACCAAUUAUUUCUUUAAAUAUUACUGAAACUCAAAACAAACUUUAUAUUUUUGCAUCAACAAGAUUUAAAACUCAUAUUAUCACUUUUUUUUAG